Aspergillus alliaceus is the source of this 3915-nucleotide messenger RNA. Its product is annotated as putative ABC multidrug transporter. Gene Ontology annotation, cellular component: membrane. The transcript has 4 exons. Gene Ontology annotation, biological process: transmembrane transport. The record is from RefSeq and is a predicted model, not a curated record. Lineage: Eukaryota; Fungi; Ascomycota; Eurotiomycetes; Eurotiales; Aspergillaceae. Bases 1 to 3915 code for a protein of 1304 amino acids. Gene Ontology annotation, molecular function: ATP binding; ABC-type transporter activity; ATP hydrolysis activity.
AUGAAUUCGGACAAGGACAUACCGAUGAAAACACUUCCAAAGUCUCUUGGGACAAGCACUACAAGUACAGGUAUCUCUGACUCCCAUGCUGAGGCGGUCCUCGACAGACAACUACAUGCACCGGUAUCAGAGAUAGGUUUCUUUGGCAUCUAUCGAUAUGCGAGUGGAGGGGAUAUUGCUAUCCUGUUCGGCAGUGCGCUUGCCGCCAUUGCAGGUGGUGCAGCACUGCCUCUCUUCACUGUAUUAUUUGGCAGGUUGUCGUCGACAUUCCAAGAUGUUGCGACGCAUCAAAUCACCUACGAUCACUUCCAUGAUGAACUGAUCAAGAAUGUUGUUUACUUCAUUUACCUGGGAGCCGCUGAGUUAGUUACAAUCUAUCUGGCAACGGUAGGCUUUAUUUACACCGGCGACCAUGUAGUGCAACAAAUCCGUGUGAAAUACUAUCAGGCUAUCCUGCGACAGAACAUCGCUUUCUUCGAUACUCUUGGUGCCGGAGAAAUUACAACACGAAUCACCGCCGACACGAACCUGAUUCAAGACGGCAUUUCCGAGAAGGUUGGCCUGGCUUUGACCGGACUUUCAACCUUUGUGACGGCCUUUGUUAUUGCCUACAUAAAGAACUGGAAGCUCGCUUUGAUCUGUAGUGCCAGUUUGCUUGCAUUGCUGCUGAUUAUGGGUGGCUGCUCCACCCUAAUGCUGAUCUUCAACAAAAGAGCUUUGGAACACCAAGGCCACGGCGCCAGUAUGGCGGAGGAUAUACUCGACUCGAUCCGGACCGUCGCUGCUUUUAAUGCACAAGUAACACUGACACAGAAAUAUGAAUCGCAUCUCAAGAGCGCCGAGGGGCCAGGAAUGAAGUCCAAGGUCGUUUUCGCUGUCAUGGUUGGGGCAUUGCUGUGCAUCAUGUAUUUGAAUUAUGGGCUCGGGUUCUGGAUGGGAUCUCGCUUCCUCGUCGAAGGGGUUAGUGAUAUCAAGGCCGGGGAUGUCCUGACUAUAAUGAUGGCGAUUAUCCUCGGUUCCUACAAUUUAGGCAAUGUGGCUCCCAAUAUGCAAGCCCUAUCUACCGCGGUGGCAGCGGCCUCAAAGCUAUACAGCACUAUUGACCGCAAGUCCCCCUUGGAUGCAAUGUCCGACCAGGGUAGGACACUGGAUCAUGUCCGAGGGAAUAUUGUACUUCAGAAUAUCCGGCAUGUCUAUCCCUCACGCCCCGAAGUCACUGUUGCCCACGACCUUAGUUGUUACAUCCCCGCUGGUCGGACAACUGCCUUCGUGGGUCCCUCGGGGUCCGGCAAGAGUACCAUCAUCAGCUUGCUGGAGAGGUUCUACGAUCCAGUGGCGGGCAGGAUCAUGCUCGAUGGGGAGGAUAUCGAGACCUUGAACUUGCGAUGGCUGCGACAGCAAAUGUCCCUAGUGUCGCAGGAGCCGAGGUUGUUUGCCACCACGAUUGCAGAGAACAUCCGUUUUGGCAUUAUUGGCUCUAGAUUCGAAACUGAAUCAACGUAUGCGAUUCGCAAGCGAAUUGAGGCCGCAGCGCGAAUGGCAAAUGCACAUGACUUCAUCAUGGCGCUCCCAAAUGGAUAUGAUACUAAUAUCGAGAGCUUCUCGCUAUCGGGUGGACAGAAACAGCGCAUUGCCAUUGCCCGAGCCAUCAUUAAGGACCCCAAGAUCUUGCUAUUAGACGAAGCGACUUCGGCUUUGGACACGAAGUCUGAAAAGCUUGUUCAGGCGGCGCUCGACAAGGCUUCCAAAGGCAGGACGACAAUUGUCAUCGCUCAUCGCCUUUCCACCAUCCAAUCGGCAUAUAACAUAAUCGUCCUUGCCAAUGGCGAGAUCGUUGAGCAAGGUCCGCAUGAACAACUGAUGGAGCGGCGAGGGGUCUAUUAUGGUAUGGUGGAAGCACAGCAAAUCAAGAAGAGGUAUUCGAGGUACUCCAAAAGAUAUUCUCAGUUUGUCAUUAAUCGGGCCUCGAAGAACAUGACAUUCCUGUUCGAUAAGGACUUCGUAGACGAUGAUCUAUCCGAUACUCAAAGCCUCCUAAGUGAUGAUGCAUCCGAUGUUGGAUUAAAUUCAGGAAAGAAACAGCGGCCGUGUUCAACAAUGACAUUGUCUCAUUUAACGCAACCGACAAACGAAGAGGCGUAUUCCUUGUGGACCUUGUUCAAAUUUCUAGCCUCUUUCAACCGUCCAGAGUGGCCCUUUCUUUUGCUAGGCCUCGGCGCAUCAAUACUAGCCGGAGGUGUCCAACCAUCCCAGGCCGUGUUGUUUGCGAAGGCUGUCAGCACUAUCAGCUUACCACCCAUGGAAUAUCCAAAGCUGCGGCAUGAUGCUAACUUCUGGAGUCUGAUGUUCCUAAUGAUUGGCCUCGUGGCACUUGUUCUAUAUAGCUUUCAGGGGACGUUGUUUGCAUAUAGCUCGGAAAAGAUGGUCUACCGCGCCCGCAGCCGCGCAUUCCAAGUGAUACUACACCAGGACAUCUCGUUCUUCGACCAGCCGGAGAACACAACAGGCGCUUUAACAGCCACGCUGAGCGCGGGAACGAAGGAACUAACUGGCAUAAGCGGCAUCACGUUGGGAACCAUCUUAAUUGUCUCCGUCAAUCUCGUGGCGUCAUUGGGAGUAGCACUCGUGAUCGGCUGGAAGCUAGCUCUAGUUUGCAUCGCCGCAGUUCCAGCGCUACUAAUGUGUGGGUUCGUCCGUGUCUGGAUGCUAGAGCGAUUCCAACGAAGGGCUAAAAAGGCAUACCAAGAAUCAGCCAGUUCCGCAUGUGAGGCAGCAUCCGCUAUUCGUACGGUGGUCUCUUUGACAAUGGAGAAGGAGGCAUUGAAGGCCUAUCAAGAACAGCUUCGCAAGCAGCUCAAGAGCGAUAUACUCCCUAUUAUAAAGUCAUCCUUGCUAUACGCCAGUUCUCAGGCGCUACCCUUUUUCUGUAUGGCGCUGGGCUUCUGGUAUGGCGGGUCCCUGCUUGGACGCGGCGAAUAUUCUCUCUUUCAAUUCUACGUUUGCUUCAGCGAAGUGAUUUUCGGAGCGCAGGCUGCGGGAACAGUGUUUUCCCAUGCCCCAGAUAUGGGAAAGGCAAAGCACGCCGCGCGUGAAUUCAAACGGCUAUUCAGCAGCACCACCAUGCAUACUUCACGGAACAAGGGUAUUCCAGUCUCCUCGAUGCGUGGGUUAGUCGAAUUCCGCAAUGUUUCUUUCCGAUAUCCCGCUCGUAUGGGACAGCCAAUUCUUCGCCAAUUAAACCUGACCAUCAAGCCGGGUCAAUUUGUCGCUCUGGUAGGCGCAAGUGGAAGCGGCAAGAGUACCACUAUUGCGUUGCUAGAGAGAUUCUACGACCCCCUUAAAGGCGGUGUUUACGUAGAUGGGAAGAACAUCAUCACUCUGGAAAUGUCUUCCUAUCGCAGCCAUUUGGCUCUCAUUAGCCAAGAGCCGACCUUGUUCCAGGGAACAAUCCGUGAGAACAUCCUCUUAGGGAGCAACACACCGGAUGUGGACGAUGGUGUUCUCAUUCAGGCUUGUAAGGACGCAAACAUCUACAACUUCAUAUUGUCAUUACCACAAGGCUUCAGCACAAUCGUCGGGAAUAAAGGGGGCAUGCUGUCCGGUGGCCAGAAGCAGCGCAUUGCCAUCGCUCGUGCCCUCAUUCGAAACCCCAAGAUCCUUCUGUUGGAUGAGGCCACCUCCGCGCUAGAUUCGGAGUCAGAAAAGGUUGUUCAGGCGGCUUUAGAUGCUGCCGCGCGAGGACGCACAACAAUUGCGGUUGCUCACCGGUUGAGUACCAUCCAGCGAGCAGAUAUAAUCUACGUCCUGGAUUCAGGGGAGGUCGUGGAGUCUGGAACUCACCGGGAACUCCUUCGGCAAAGAGGGCGAUACUACGAACUCGUUCAUUUGCAGAAUGCGGAUGUCAAGGGUGCUUAG